Molecule: messenger RNA, 2177 nt
Organism: Melanotaenia boesemani (Boeseman's rainbowfish)
Lineage: Eukaryota; Metazoa; Chordata; Actinopteri; Atheriniformes; Melanotaeniidae
Gene: otc
Product: ornithine transcarbamylase
Exons: 10
Coding region: 78-1148 (356 amino acids)
Biological process (GO): L-citrulline biosynthetic process
Cellular component (GO): mitochondrion
Molecular function (GO): ornithine carbamoyltransferase activity; amino acid binding
Source: RefSeq, a predicted model, not a curated record
UGGGGCAGUCAGAGAAUGACAGCUGCAUCUCUAAUUAAACACACGCAAACGUUCUUUAAAAUUUCCCAGGGGCUGCUAUGGCUUUAAGGCUGCUGUCUGUUAACAAUGUCCUUUUAAAAUGUUUGAGAUCUUGCCAUUAUCGCUUGGCACGAGGAUUUAGCACUGGGGCAGCAGACUUUGGUCAAGUGAAUUUAAAAGGUCGCAGCUGUCUCACACUUAAAGAUUUCAACUCAGAAGAAAUCAAGAGGCUCCUGUGGGUGUCAGGGGACCUCAAGCAUCAGAUCAAGCAUAAAAAACAGUAUCUGCCUCUUCUACAAGGAAAGUCGAUUGCAAUGAUAUUUGAGAAGAGGAGCACCAGAACAAGAAUGUCCACAGAAACAGGUUUUGCUCUAUUGGGUGGACACCCUUGUUUCCUUACUUCACAGGACAUCCACUUGGGAGUGAAUGAGAGUUCCACAGACACAGCGAGGGUUCUUUCAGGACUUUGUGAUAUAGUUUUGGCACGCGUGUACAGCCACUCAACACUGGAGGAACUGGACAAGGAGGCUUCGAUUCCCAUCAUUAAUGGUCUUUCUGACCUUUAUCACCCCAUCCAAAUUUUGGCAGACUUCCUUACCUUACAGGAGCAUUAUGGUUCCCUUAGUGGACUGACAAUCAGCUGGAUUGGAGAUGGGAACAAUGUCCUCCACUCCUUCAUGAUGACUGCAGCCAAACUGGGAGUUCAUCUUAAAAUUGCUACGCCAAAGGGUUAUGAGCCAGAAAAAAGGGUUAUUGAAGAGGCACAGAGGCUGUCCAAACAGCAUGGGACCCAGCUUGUUCUGACCUCCGAUCCAAUGGAGGCUGCCCAAGGCAGCAACGUGUUGGUCACCGACACCUGGGUUAGCAUGGGACAGGAAGAAGAGAAGAAGAAGAGGGUUAAGGACUUUGAAGGAUACCAGAUUACAAUGCAGACAGGAAGUGUGGCCAAGCCAGACUGGACCUUCCUGCACUGCCUUCCCAGGAAGCUGGAGGAGGUGGAUGACCAGGUAUUCUACUCAUCCCGCUCCCUUGUUUUCCCUGAGGCUGAGAAUAGGAAAUGGACCAUCAUGGGUCUGAUGGUUUCUCUUCUGACUGACUACGCUCCACAGAUCCCCAUGCUUAAGUUUUAAUUAAGAUUUGGGUGUAGUGUUGAACCACCGACAUGCACCUCAACAUUAAAAAAUGAGCCCAAAGUGACUUUGUUUACAUUGUUUAAUACACUAUCAAUGUCCAUAGUUAAAUAUGAGGCUAUUUUCAGACUGUUUACAUUUGGUACAACAGAGGAUGGAGACCAGCAGUGAAAAUGUCUGUGUGAAAUGUGAGUGUUUAACUCGAUUAAUGUUGUUUUGGACUCCUGGCAUGUUGAAGUUUUACCAGUUUUUUGGGUGACCUGUAAUAGACUGGCGACCUGUUCAGGUUGUACCCUGCCUCUCGCCUGCUAGCUGCUGGGAUAGGCUCCAGUUUCCCUGUGAGCCUGAAUUGGAACAAGCAGAGUUUUUACAUUGUUAAUAAUCACUUGCUUUUUUUCUUUUCUUGUUUUCUUGUUCUGAAAAGAAAUUCAGAGCAGCGUUGAACACGUUAUCCAUGUUCAAAGUUAGGAAAUCGCUGCAUUUCAUGGCAUGGAUGUGCUGGUGAUUUUCUUUUCCUCACACGAUUUUCUACAGGUCUCUUAAAGAAAAAGGCUAAUUGUUGCAUGUAUGACAUUUUACUUUUUAGCGAUGUUUUGUUUUUAAAGGUCAGGAAAUGGACCAACACUUUUCACAGUAAAUGGAAUGAUUGUGUUAUAAGAGUAAAAACCCAAGUUUCUGGUUAAAAGUGUUCACAUGCAGCUGCAACAUUGCAACAUCUUAUGCUAAGGAUUUUUAAAGCUGUCAAGGUUGACUUUGUCCCUUAAGAGUCCAUGAUGCAAAAAUUAAAAAAUGUAAUAAAUAAGUCGAUUAAAUAUAAUUGUUUACAUUUAGUGUGUUUAUAAAGCUGUCACACUAUAUAAUUAUUUUAAUUCAGGUCUACAAAACUUCCCAUUUUGUGUAUGUGGAAUUUCACUGGGGACAGUGACACUGACAAACUGAAUCCCUCCAUGCCUCCCAUGAACCAAACAAUUCAUAGAAUUCCCUGUGUGUCCUAUGAAGUUAAACCAACAUUACUUAGGAUUUUGUAGA